GCUUAGGGGAGGGGACCAGAGAAGGGCCGAGCAAACCGGGAGGAGAGAGGAGGGGAGACCCGCCACCUCCCUUCAUUGCUCACAGACUUGUUCCCUCCCGGUCUGCGGCUGCUGUAGCAGCACUGGCGGCGAGACCCAGGAGCAGUCCCGAGGCUGGCAGCGGAUGAGACUGGGAUGAACUGAGGCCGCUGGAUUUGCCACUGUCACUACUGUUUCCUCUUCCCCACGGGCCCUUUCCCGGCUCCCGUCUCUAAGAUGGCAGCCAGCAGCUCUGAGGUCUCUGAGAUGAAGGGGGUGGAAGACAGUUCUGCCGCCCAGAGAGAAGCACCUGGCCAUUCUGAACCUGGACUAGAUCCUGCCCAGGUUGUUGCAGAGGUCCCAGACCAGCCCGAGGCCCUCCAGCCAGGCCCAGGCGUCACUGCAUCACCUGUGGACUCAGGGCCAAAGGCUGAGCUGCCUCCAGAAACCACAGAGACCCCAGAAACAGUCCUGGCCACAGACCUCAGCUUAGACCCCGGAGAAUCCAAAGCCACCCCCAGCCCCAAAGAGGCAUGCCGAGAACCAGAAAGCAAACCAGAUGGGAGCUGCAAAGGGGCUGCAGCAGUGCAGGGGUCUGAGCAGCAGUCUGCAGCCCCUCCUGAGCCAACCUCAGAGCCUGCUUCCCAGCUAAAUACCCAGUUAGACCCUCAGCCAACUUCCCAGCCUGUUCCUGAACUACCCUGUCACCCCGAGCCCCGAGCCCAAGAGGACCCCACCACUGAGGUUUUGACAGAAAGCAUAGGGGGAAAACAAGAAAACGGAGCAGUGGUUCCCCUCCAGGCUGGUGAUGGGGAAGAGGGCCCAGCCCCUCAGCCUCACUCUCCACCCCCAGCCAAUGGGGCGCCCCCUCGUGUGCUGCAGAAGCUGGUUCAGGAGGACAGACUAGGAAGGGCUCAUAGCGGGCAUCCAGGAUCUCCUCGAGGUAGCCUAAGCCGCCAUCCCAGCUCCCAGCUAGCAGGGCCUGGGGUGGAAGGGGGUGAUGGCACCCAGAAACCUCGGGACUACAUCAUCCUUGCCAUCCUGUCCUGCUUCUGCCCCAUGUGGCCUGUCAACAUUGUGGCCUUCGCUUAUGCUGUUAUGUCCCGGAACAGCCUGCAACAGGGGGACGUGGAUGGGGCUCAACGUCUGGGCCGAGUAGCCAAGCUCUUAAGCAUCGUGGCGCUGGUAGGGGGGGUCCUCAUCAUCAUCGCCUCCUGUGUCAUCAACCUAGGCGUGUAUAAGUGAGGGGCUCUGCCCUGCAUUCCAAGACCUUUCUUGCUGUUGGGAGCUGUCUUGGGGGGUCUAUCCCUAUGCUGGGGAAGCCCAGUCCAGUGGCCCUGGCCCCCAUCCCAAGGGACCAAGGG
This is a messenger RNA of Acomys russatus (golden spiny mouse), 1382 nucleotides long. It is a transcript of the gene Prrt2, whose product is annotated as proline rich transmembrane protein 2. The transcript is spliced from 4 exons. NCBI's taxonomy places the organism in Eukaryota, Metazoa, Chordata, Mammalia, Rodentia, Muridae. The coding region runs from base 256 to 1263 and encodes 335 amino acids. Gene Ontology annotation, cellular component: membrane. The record is from RefSeq and is a predicted model, not a curated record.